Impatiens glandulifera is the source of this 1887-nucleotide messenger RNA. Its product is annotated as xylan O-acetyltransferase 1-like. Gene Ontology annotation, cellular component: Golgi apparatus. Gene Ontology annotation, molecular function: O-acetyltransferase activity. The record is from RefSeq and is a predicted model, not a curated record. The transcript has 6 exons. Lineage: Eukaryota; Viridiplantae; Streptophyta; Magnoliopsida; Ericales; Balsaminaceae. The coding region runs from base 180 to 1619 and encodes 479 amino acids.
GAGGAGGGAGGGAGAACAUAAUCGGUUAAAGAAGCAGAGAGAGAGAAAGCAACAGUUCAACCGCAGCUAACCAAACCAGUUUCUUGAAGAUAUCAACUUUAAUCUCACCAAACGUAGAAUUAACAAUUGUCCCAACAACAAAUCCCUUCCGCCGGAAAUCCCCAAUUUUAGCAUUAGCAAUGAAGCACUCCGCCGCCGCCGCUCGCCGGAACAACAACCUCUCAAUCUUCGUCGUCGUUCUCUCCGUAUUCCUCUUCGGUUGUUUCAUGUACAACGAGGACGUCAAAUCAAUCGCCGAAUUUCCUUUUUCCCGACCCAAGUCUCAAGAAAUUCAAGAAGAUAAUAAAGUGAGUCAGAGCCCUGCACCAAUUCAAGAACAGAGGAACGUUAGCGAUGAAUUGCCGGCGAUUCCGAGAACGAUCACGGAAACCCAAUUGGCGACGAGUUCUCAGGAAGAAGCCCAAGAGACGGCGGAAUCACCCAAGACGGACGAAGAAGAUGAAAAGAAGAAAAAUAUUGAAUUGCCGGUUGAUGAAGAAGACGAGGAGGAAAUCGAAACGCCGCCGGAAAGCUGCGAUCUUUUCACCGGCGAAUGGGUUUUUGAUAACAUAUCACACCCGAUUUAUAAAGAAGAUGAGUGCGAGUUUCUUACCGCUCAGGUCACAUGUAUGAGGAACGGGAGGAAAGAUUCAUCGUAUCAGAACUGGAAAUGGCAGCCAAGAGAUUGCAAUCUACCCAAGUUUAAAGCAAGAUUGCUUCUUGAGAAAUUAAGAAACAAGAGGCUGAUGUUUGUCGGAGAUUCAUUGAACCGGAAUCAAUGGGAAUCUAUGGUCUGUUUGGUUCAAUCUGUGGUUCCUCCGGGAAGAAAGAGCUUGACCAAAAAUGGUUCAUUCAAUAUCUUCAGAAUUGAGGACUAUAAUGCCACGGUUGAAUUUUAUUGGGCGCCUUUCUUGGUGGAGUCGAAUUCAGAUGAUCCGAACAUGCAUAGCAUAUUAAACCGUAUCAUCAUGCCUAGUGCCAUUAAGAAGCACGGUAGACAUUGGAAGGACGUGGAUUAUUUGGUAUUCAACACUUAUAUAUGGUGGAUGAACACGUUCUCUAUGAAAAUCUUACGAGGAUCGUUCGAUAAUGGAGCCACGGAGUACGAUGAGAUUGAAAGGCCGGUUGCUUAUAGGAGAGUCUUGAAGACAUGGUCCAAAUGGGUGAACAAGAACAUAAAUCCCAAUAAAACAACAGUCUUCUUCAGCAGCAUGUCUCCUCUUCAUAUCAAGAGCUUGGACUGGGACAACCCGGAUGGGAUAAAAUGCGCCCUUGAAACCAUGCCUAUUCUAAACCAAACGGUGCAUCCCCAAGUGGGGACGGACCGUAGGUUGUUUAUGAUUGCAGCCAACAUAACUCAAUCCAUGAAAGUCCCGGUUCAUUUCCUCAACAUAACUACACUUUCCGAGUUUCGAAAAGAUGCUCAUACAUCGGUUCACACCAUCCGACAAGGAAAAAUGUUGACAGAUGAACAAAAAUCUGACCCGGCUAGUUUUGCAGAUUGUAUCCAUUGGUGUCUACCGGGUCUACCCGAUACAUGGAACGAGUUUCUCUACACGCGUAUAAUCUCAGUUUCUUGACGCGUGUCGAGUUUUUGAAUUGUAUUCUUUUUUUUUUAAAUAUUUUAAUUUUUUGACAUUUUUUUGUUUCUAUAAAGCAUUGUGAAUUUUAUUUUCUUGAAAGAAUUUCAUGUAUUCUAAGUAGAGUUUUUAAUGUUGACAUGCUGACUUGGCGUAUAACAAACUGCAGCCACUUGUCAGCAUGUUAAUUACAAGUGGAAACAAAUUGUAAAAUGAGACAGGUUGAAAUUUAAGGAAAAUAAACAGAAUCAUUACUUGAAAGUCUUAA